CAAAUCAGCUGCUGGGAAGCUGAAGGUGUUUAUUUCUAAAUUAGCUUGAUGGCUAAAGUCGUCCGUCAUUAGGGUGUUAUUUACACUGCUGUAGUUGUUUCUGGAAACAGUUUAACUGCUGCUAUUUAGAAAUCAGUUACAAACUGUAAAGAUGAAGUCUGUGUUUCUUCUCGAGGCUUUCUCUGUGGCUUGUUUUGUGCUUUUAAACCAAGUGACAGCGAAGAAUUCUGAAGACAUCCGUUGUAAAUGCAUCUGUCCGCCCUACAGAGAGUUCAAGGGGCAAAUCUACAAACAAAAUGUCUCUCUCAAAGACUGUAACUGUCUCCAUGUCGUUGAACCCAUGCCGGUUGAAGGAAAAGAUGUGGAGGCGUACUGUUUACGAUGCGAGUGUAAAUAUGAAGAGAGGAGCUCAGGGACUAUUAAGUUCACCAUCAUAAUGUACCUCUCCAUUUUGGGCCUGCUGCUGCUCUACAUGGUCUACCUGACUCUCCUGGAGCCCAUAUUGAAGAGGCGCCUGUUUGGACAUUCCCAGCUUAUCCAAAGUGAUGAUGAUGUUGGGGACCAGCAGCCUUUUGCCAACGCUCACAAUGUUCUGUCCCAGUCACACUCUCGACCCAACAUGCUGAACAAAGUGGAGCAUGCCCAGCAGCGCUGGAGGAGGCAGGUCCAGGAACAGAGGAAGUCUGUGUUCGACCGCCAUGUUGUUCUCAGUUAAACUGCCCUGCGAUCGCAAGUUACUGGUGGGAGCAAAAAAAACAAAACAAAACACUGUGACAGAGCCCUCAAUUUGUAUCGCUUCCUCCCUCUCAUUUGUGGUUUGUAUCUCAUUAAGUGUGACACUUCCAAGGUGAACAUGGUGAAAUAAUCUGGAUAUGUAGAGCAGAAUUCCCCGUCAAAUGUAUAAUCAAAGCUGGGAACUCUUAUUUAGUCUGCAGGCAGCACAAGAGAUAACAGUCAAUUCAUUUUUGCACAAUCUUGAAUGAAUUUAAAAAGCAGAAUUUACUCUCUGCUGGCUGUCUAGUUUGCAGAAGUGCCAAGUCACCAGAUAAUUUGCAGUGAAGAAUUUGAUUUCAGACACUUAAUAAAUGUGGGAUAAAAAUAAAUCUUUCACGUGAAUAUUUUACAACAUUCUCUAAUUAUUUCAGUCCAAAGCUGACCAGUCUUUCACAUUUACAAGCCAAACUGGCUUUCAGAGUAAAACAUCCAGAUGUAACUGGAGCAGGCUCCUGGCUGCAGUGAUGAUCUGUUAACAUGUAGCUUCUACCCCAAAACUAAUAUAACGUGAAACUACUGCUCUCACCACAGGAGGAAAGGAAAAGGUGUACAAUAUAUAAAUCUUUCAGCCUUCUUUGAAAAUGCAUGUUUUAUAAUGAAUCUUUUAUAAAUGUGUUUUGAAUCCUUCAUUCCUUCAUGUCUAAUGUCUGAUAACUGGAGUGAAAUCCAUCAUUUAAUGCAUUACAUUACAUCUUUCAAAAAUAGUUUCACUGAACUCUGUUGCAGAAAUCGAUGCAAUGUCUUGGUGAUGUCAUAGUUAUCGUAGCUGUGCUAUUGAUCCUCGUCUGUUGAAGACCCUCUUGAAAUCAGUGCCCUCUUUAACUACCUUAACAAAUCUAAUGAAUAGUCUUUUACUUUGGCACUUUGAUGUGUUGGUCUACCAUCAGAAGGUCCUUGUUGUCUAUCAGGCAGCAUUAGUAUGACAGAGUGGUGUUAUUCUGAGUGCAAAUAAGUUUAUUUUGUGUAUAGUUGGGCUGUGUACGGACCUAUGAAAGUGUUCUUAACUAUUGUCUAUGUUAUACCUUUUAACUUUGAAAAUAAAUCAAUGUAAUAUUUGU
This is a messenger RNA of Cottoperca gobio, 1832 nucleotides long. It is a transcript of the gene tmem9b, whose product is annotated as TMEM9 domain family, member B. Bases 152 to 715 code for a protein of 187 amino acids. NCBI's taxonomy places the organism in Eukaryota, Metazoa, Chordata, Actinopteri, Perciformes, Bovichtidae. The record is from RefSeq and is a predicted model, not a curated record. Gene Ontology annotation, biological process: positive regulation of canonical NF-kappaB signal transduction. The transcript is spliced from 5 exons. Gene Ontology annotation, cellular component: lysosomal membrane.